GCUACCUGGGUAGAAACACGCGAUGCUGGGGAUCCCCAAUAUUGUCCUCGCUAAUCAAAACUCCCUUUCGAGUCCUCUUCCCACGCGCUUCUACCGCAUGCGCAAGCACCACUUUGGAUGUAUCCUCGCGAGAAAAGUAAAACCGCUGCUCCAGACCAGAGACAGACCUAGCCGCAGGCGCUGACCCCGAACCCCACGACGUCGAGUGUCCAGGGGCAACCGUCAAAGCUGCCCCUCCCCCUCUUCUUGCUCCUCUCGGGACCUCCCAGUCAGCUUCCCUGCCGCUUGAUUUCCAUACAAACCGCACGAGUCCAACGCUCGCCUCACCUCGUCGUCCAGCCCGUCGAACACUACCAGUACAUCACGACGUACCCGACGUUUGGCUCGGCCUAGGUAGCCCGUCCACGCACAUCCAUACGUCAACCGCACCGUUGUCAACACACAUAUCACUCACGCCCACGUCUUCCAUCGACAUAUUAUCACACUUAACAUACCGACACCACUUCUAUCUGUUCGAGACGCAGGGCGGUCCGACUCGGCUUCGCUCCCACACGUUAUUUACAUUGCCACCCCGCCUCGGCCUAGGCGAAUCAACUUUACGCGCCAAACCCAUCCCUUCAUCGUCAAAAACCUACACACGCGCCGUCCUCGUCAUCUGUCCGGCGGCCGUCGUCCUAGGUGAUCCCACCCGACCUUGUCAGUACUAGGGAAGAAACACCUAAACUCAUGCUCGACUCUCAUGCUCUAUUCUAUCCAUGAAUGACAGCAAAUGCACUGCAUCCAACAUCUGCGUGCACCAAUUACCUCCUUCCGACAACCUCCUGAUUGGCCUACGAAAUUCCUCCAAAAGGCCCCUCGAGCCCGGCCGAUCUCUCGUCCUCUGCCCCUCGUCACUCUCAUCUGAAUAUGGUCGUCGCUAUUGCUUCUUUGUACACUUCCAUCCUCCUUCGCCACAGCGUCUGAUGUCUCUUGCGUGCGGCCACCUGCAUACUGCCCGUCACGCUUGAGUAGCAACUGAACGUCCACAAGAACACGCCCAUCGUCAUUCUUGUCUCGCGCUGCCCGCGCCCGGCCACUUCCCAGCCGCCGCCAGCCCAACACAGCUCAGACCUGACACCAAGCCCUCCCGAACUAGGCUGGACGUUGACCGUCUUUCACUUCAAGGCCCAUCCUUGUUCCCCGCCUGGUUCGCUCCCGGACCAGGUCUGCCGGCCUAUCCCCAAUCAGUACCUCGUCCCGACUCCCCAGAAACCACACCGUUGAGAGCCUCACCUGAACCUCCCGCCAUCUAAACGGACUCAUCAGAAAACACCCCGACGACAUCUCACUCGAUUAGUGAUGAUGGCGCAAUCGACCCUAUCUUCUACGGAGCCGCCGCCCUCCUCGGCCCAUUCGUCCACCGGCUUCCUGCGCAAACUCUUCGGACGAAACAAUGCGGCCCCGGCACCCGUCGGCCCGUUCCAGCCUAGGGAGCCCGAGCCCGAGCCUGAGCCUGAGCCCGACUCCGACGACCCGCAAAGUACUGACCUCACGCGCCGGGUCUCUAGAAAAGUCGUGCCCGGGCUUCCUCGCGUGCAAACCUUCAAACGCCAACAGUCAGAGCGUAGGAACAACCUCUCACCAGUCGAGUCCUCACCGGCAGAGAGGCGUGCUUUGUCGGUGGACAGACGCGUGCAGUCGUCACGUACAGCGUCACAGGCGCAGUCCUUUCCCCGAGCUAGUGCCCCCGACUUCUUCGAAAAUGCCUAUGGGGUUCAGACUGCCCCUUCUUCUCCGGCCGGCCCUGCCGACGAAAAGGCCGAAGCCAGCUUGGAUCAAAUGGUAGUGCAAAUAUCAGAACCCACUGUCAACGAAUCUCAUGUGCACGAAGUGCAGUCCAAUUCCGAUGCGCACUCAGUAACGACGUCACAAUCGCACUACGAGGCGAUGAUUCACGAUGAACUCGAAACCACUUGGGUUCUCAAUCUCAGCAUGCAUUUCCGGGACAAAUCCAAGAGAGAAAAGUUCUUUGUGACGUAUCGAGAAACACCCAUUCUCUGGCGUCGGGUAACUGUUUCUCUCGAUUAUCGCAAUGCCCCGGACAACUCUCUUGAGCUGGACUUGCUGCAUACCAAGUCUCAACGCGACAAGAGCUCAAAGAUAUACGAAGCCAUCAGAGACAGCCUGCAAGACAUCCAGUUCUAUCAAUCCGUCACCAAUCUGAAGCUACAGACCACUGACGGCCGACUGCAUGUUCAUGUAGUUGAGGAUGUGAAUGAAAUCAUUCAGUACCCUACCGUUCGUCAGGUACAACACCUGGGCUGUCGAAGGAUAAGAGAACGGGACAUUGAUUUUGAUUCCCACAUGUCUGGGUUUGUUUACAAGGUCAGAGUCAGCGGUGAGGUACUCAUCAAAAAAGAAAUACCAGGCCCCGACACUAUCGACGAAUUUCUCUAUGAGAUUAAUGCCUUGAACCGGCUUCGGUAUUCGAGGAACAUUAUUCGAUUUUAUGGCGUCGUUGUUGAUGAUGACGACGAGCAUGUCAAGGGACUGCUCAUUAGCUACGCCGCCCAGGGUGCUCUCAUCGACAUCAUCUAUGACAAUCGACAGGACUCCGACUUGGGUCUGCCGUGGCCGGUUAGAGAGAAGUGGGCGCGUCAAAUCGUGCAGGGACUCGCGGACAUUCAUGAGUCUGGCUUUGUACAAGGCGAUUUCACCCUUUCAAACAUCGUAAUCGACAACGAAGACGACGCCAAAAUCAUUGACAUCAACAGACGAGGCUGCCCGGUAGGUUGGGAGCCUCCCGAAGCAACACCUCUUAUUGAGAGCAACCAGCGCAUCUCCAUGUACAUUGGUGUCAAAUCCGAUCUCUAUCAACUCGGCAUGGUGUUGUGGGCACUGGCGGCACAGGACGAUGAACCUGAAGCUCAGGGACGGCCCUUGCAGCUCGGAGAGGAGCACAUCGUGCCAGCCUGGUACCGAGAGAUGGUAGACAUCUGCCUAAGCGAUGACCCCCGAUUGCGGCUGCAGGCCUCCUCACUCAUGGUCUUAUUCCCCGAGUCCACAGUUGGAGAGGAUGCUCCCCCGUCUAUCUCCGUGGAUGACGGUUACACCAUGCAAGAGUACUUCGUAAAUGGCUACCAGGACAAUGGCUACGCGAGGGUCAAGACUGUCCAGCCGGCUCAUGAUUGGUCGUUUUUCUGAAGACC
This is a messenger RNA of Colletotrichum destructivum, 3188 nucleotides long. Its product is annotated as Putative protein kinase. The transcript is spliced from 3 exons. Bases 1339 to 3183 code for a protein of 614 amino acids. NCBI's taxonomy places the organism in Eukaryota, Fungi, Ascomycota, Sordariomycetes, Glomerellales, Glomerellaceae. Gene Ontology annotation, biological process: signal transduction; protein phosphorylation. The record is from RefSeq and is a predicted model, not a curated record. Gene Ontology annotation, cellular component: cytoplasm. Gene Ontology annotation, molecular function: ATP binding; protein kinase activity.